AGUCGGGAGUGUGCGACUCUCGCGACUCUGCGCCAGUACGAGGAUACUCGAGGAGUGUUUGCGUGGCCCCCCGAGGGAGAUAAUACACCGUGAGAUUUUCCAGUGUGUGUGUGCUACAGUGAGAGAGGAUUUACCUGUGGUUGUACUUGGAGUACUUGCACCUGCGAUCGACGACGCGCGGUCUCUCCCUCGCGUCUCGCGCGAUCUCGCGACGGAUAAUGUGGAGGUACGAGACGGUGCGCUUGAAAAGUGUAACGGUCGCGAGCCCGCUGGUCUAGCCGCGCCGUCGCGGAAUUACUCGUUGUUUUUUUUUUCGCACGCUCCGCGCAUUCCUCUCUCGACUUGCACCGAGGGAAAACUCGCUGGAUUCGAACAUGCGAAGCGCCGCCGUCGCGUGCAAUCGCUGACCGGAUCGUGUGAUCGACGGCGAGCCGACGGGUAGCCUCGCUGCGCCGAGAAGGCAUCGCCGUCUCGCGCGUUCGUUGGCGACGGGCCACGCUACGGAUCGCGACAGUAUCGCGCGUCGCCGUUUCCGAGGAGAGCAUCCCGGAGAGAAAAGAGAGAGCGAGAACUGAACCAAUGAACCACCUGGCGAGCCGUAGCGCUCCCGACGAGAGAAACACGGGCUGGCCCCAUGGGACCGGCGCUAUUUCGGACACCAUCGACAACGACGGCGCGCCGAGAGACGCGGAUCGAGUCUGAUCGUUCCGAUCUUGAGAGACGCGAGGGUCGCGACUUCAUCAAAUAGAUAUCGGACCCCCCCCCCCUCGAGGGCCGAGGAUCGUUGAGGCUCGUCUCUCACUCCGGAUUCUCCGGGACUCGCCAGGGGCCCCCGCGAUGACGGCGUGAAGCGACCGACGGCGGGAAUCGCGGCCGAAAAAGGUGCGUGGGACAAGGGAGGAUCAACGUCGCCGGGAUUAAGGGAUAGCGAGAGGAGGCGCUGGUGGUGGAGAGGAGGAAUACCGGGCACAGUGUGGAGUGUGGAUGUGGUGGAGGUGCGACGGAAGUGGUGGAAGAAGUAGGUGGUUGUGGACGACUGCAACGAGGUCGCGGGCGAAAGUGCAACGGGUGCUGUUGUGCCUCGCGGCGGCUCGCGGUUGGUGCCGGUGGUGGUCGUUGGCCGAGUACGGGCGCCUGAACGACGGUGCCAGCCCGUCGUCGUCCACCGUCGUUGUUACCAUGGUUUCCACGUCCUUCGUUACCCUGGUGUUCUUCGUCUGCCUGCAAACGGUGCUACUGUCGACUGUGAGCAACUGCGCCAAGACGAUCAGCAUGUACUGGAACACCACGAAUUCCAUAUUUCGAAUAGACAACACAGAUCACAUAAUUGACGUGAACAAAAACAACGCAAUGUUCGAGUACGAUCAAGUCAAUAUAAUAUGUCCUGUAUAUCCGCCGGACUCGUACGUCGAUGAUGAUGCUGAGAAGUACAUCAUCUACAACGUGUCCAAGGAGGAGUACGAGACAUGUCGGAUAACGAACCCGAGUCCGCGGGUAAUAGCGGUGUGCGACAAGCCGCGCAAAACGAUGUACUUCACCAUCACGUUUAGGCCGUUCACGCCGCAACCCGGGGGCCUCGAGUUCCUCCCGGGCCACGAUUACUACUUCAUCAGCACCUCGUCCAAGGACGACCUCCACAGGCGCAUCGGCGGACGGUGCACCAGCCACAACAUGAAGGUCGUCUUCAAGGUCUGCUGCGGCAACGAGGCCGAGACCUCCUCCUCGGCGACAUCGCGUAACAACUCCGUAGCCGUGACCAGCAGCACCGUGCCCAGCAGCAGCUCGACGAGCACCGCGGUUUUGGGCGGCGGAGCCGCUGGCGUGCCGCCCCCGCCGCCGCCGCCGAUCGUCUACAGGGGCGGAGAUCGAUUCUACCCGGGGGGCAGCAUGCAUCAUCAUCACGAUCAUCAUCAGACGGGCACGGCGGCGCCGACCCUGCCCCAUGUGCCCCCGCCGGCCGUCUACCCCGUUCAUCCGCAUCAGCCGCAGCAGCCGAUUCACAAUGGACCGCCGUCCUCGAUCACGCCGCCCAAGACCUCGACCGGUCAGAAGAAGAAGAACAAAGAGUAUUCGGAUCAUCCGAACGAGGUGGUGAAGAACGAGGAGCUGACGUACAACGGCGCAAGCUCGUACGCUCGUACGCACGCUCGGUACGCGCAGAGCCUGAUCCUGGCGACGUGCAGCCUGCUGAUGAGCGCGUUGCUGCAGCAACUGCUGCGGUGAAGCGACAGCACCGGCCACGUACGAGAACGUCGUAUAUCCCAUGCGUCGAAACCCCUUCUUCUGUGAUUAUCCUACGUUUAAUUGAUUUCUUGAGAGGCGUGCGAGACACACACGCGCGUACCUCGGCCGUCCCUCGAUCGUAGUGAGAGACACGCACGAUCCAUGGUCGCGCCGACUCGAGAGAUAGCAGAGAAGAGAGAAAAGACGGAGAGUACGAGAGACAGAGAGAGAAAAAAAAGACGAAGAUGAAGAGCGAGGAAAGGAGAGACACGUCGAGAAAAGAGACACGCACGACACACGAGCGGCAACGCCAUAUUAACUACAAUUAAGGAAUUAGCGGGGUUCUAGGGUGGAACACUGUAGAGAAGGACGAAGACGAGGAAGCCGAGAGUAGGACGGGAAGUAGCAGAGAAAGCGGAGAAGAAAAAGCGGGAAGAGAAGCGCUACUACUAGACACUACUUAUAGUACACGCCCACUAUUAUCACUACUAUAAAUGGUAGUCGUAUUGGUUGUCCUUCUUAUCAUUACGCUAACUGUAGGUAUUUAUUCGAAUAUGAGAAAGAGAGAAAGAUGUAAGCGAGAGUCGUGGCAGCGUGCUAAGUAUCCUCAACCGAGAGCGAGAAGUGUACGCGAGAGAAGGACGCGUCUGUUAUAUAUUAGUAGCAGGGCUGUUGUAUGUACGCGAAUAAUGUCAGAUCGCACGUCUUUGAUUCGAGCGAAUCUUCGAUUCCACGGAAAAAACUGCCGCGUGAACUCGGCAAUCGACGACGAACGGUCCUUCGUUAAGGGGUCCUCGCUCGGGGCCGGCAAGGAAAAUAGUUUGUCCUGAGCGCGAUUACGCGAGCGCGCCGUGCCUCGAGAAUAGAGUACCUGAAAAUCCUUGAACGUUUUCGGUUCGCGGCCAAGACGGGGGCGUACGAUCGCGAUCCUCAUCGCGAGCGGCUUUCGUAGAGAUACUUGAACUCGAAGUCGUCGACACGACGCGCCGUAGUUCUUCGAUGAUUGGACGAUCUGUAUCGGACAAAAGAUCGAAAAAUUAGGAGGAAUCGUCUGGGAUUAAUCGUCUUUCGCGCGGCAUUUAAAUUCGAGCCGAUCGCCGCGGCCGCCCGGCCAAAUCGCAGGACGCCGAGGACGAAGGAUCAUUCGAGUUCGCAUGCGAGAUCGCGAGUAGGAUAGUUAGCACGCGUGUAAAUAAAUUCCUAAUGAAUAUGUACAAGUGGCUCUUGUGGCCGCCUGGGUAACAGGGGGCCGGGGAGAUUUAAGAAAGAGUGCCGUAUUUCUAGGUAAAUCUUAUAAUAUGAAACGAGAAAGAGAGAAAGAGAGAGAGCAUGGAUCAGACAGAAAGUGUGAGUGCGUAUGUGCAUUAUGCAACUAUGAUAUGAGCACCGUGUUGCUCAUCGAACAAAUCGACACAAGCCACGAACUUAUGCGAAUUUCUGCUACACUACAACAGGUCUAAUUGCAUCGUUGUCACGAGUCAAGGAUAGCGUAUAGUAUCGUUGAUUCGAGCCGUUGGGUAAGAAAAGUAGCGUAGAGAAAAAAAUCGAGCGAGCGAAUAGAGAAUAUUGUGCGAGAGAGACUGAGUCGCGAAUCGAGUAAAAGACAGAUUUGUAUAAUAGCUGUACCAUACUGAGACUUCUAUCUAUAGAUCUGUAUUAUAUUUAUUAUCCGCUAUCAUUACGCUAACGAAUAUUCUACACUCGAUAUUCUAUAUUUGCUAGUGAAAUAUCAAAUUUAAUAGCGAACAAAUUAACGUAUUGUCGGCGCCCGGGGGUGAAGCGGCGAUCGCGGCACGAACGAGCCCCCGGAGCCAACCACUCCCCUCCUACCCCGUCGUUUGUUGUUUUCCUUCGUUCUUGAUUUCGUUCAGAGUAUCAUACACGAAUCAUGUUUCUAUUCACACUAUACACAAUGUCUAAUCAGUUCAAUCAUGUUUCCGAUUUAUAUUGAUUCCCCCUUUUCUACGUUUCCUUUUUUUUUAUUAUUCUAUUUAUUAUUCACAUUACCAGGGAAAAAGACUUGCGCGUGUACACGUAUCGUGCGUACACACUCGUGGAUUCACCUUUCGCGUGUCGCGCACGCAUGCGUGCGUGAACGCGGUAUGCAAAGGACGAAAGACGAAGCAGUGAGUAAUUUUCCGUUCGUGUCCACAAAAAAAAUACAAUUGCGAGCGCGACUGCACUAACGAAUUAUUGUAAAUACGAAUUUACGCAGGAAAUGAGUACCGUAGCGAGACGAGAGGAUGUAUGAUUGUGUGCGUGCGUGUGUGCAUGUAUGAGAGAGUGAAAAAAAAAAGAUCCCUUAUUCACAGAAUCUUAAGUAGCGAAAUGAGAAACUUUACGCGUUGAAGACUACUCGACACGGGCCGAUUCGCUUUCGGAAGUUCAUUCAUAGUUCAUCGUCCUCAUUCGCGUCUACGAUCGCGAGAGCAGCGAAUAUCGCGAUUAGUCGAGAACAACAAAUUCGCGAAUAAACGAAAGUUCAGCAGCGGUAUUGUAAGCCCGAGCGUCACGCGCCAUCCAUCAUUUGGUUUGUAUUUUCACUUCUGUUUUGUUGCCGCAAUUAGCGACGAGCGAGCUGGUCGACGCAAUCUUUCAUGUUCCCGAUCGAUUGUCGAUUCGAAACUCACAUGACUGCUUUAGGUAAGCGACGUUAAGUAAGAUGUAUUCGCGGACAAUCAUUAUUGUACUUGGAAUUUUGUUAGACUAAUGACUUGUUUAUGUUACGAACAUUCAUCCUUGAUCUUCCUGAUUGAAAUGUGCCGAUGCAAUUAUCGUAUUCACAAUCGUAUCCAUCCCUCAAGCAUACGUUUUAUUAAUAAUAGAUAUAUGUCAAUUGUUGCAUCUCGAUGGUCCUUUAGAUGUUCAUUUAAGCUAUGGAUACUUGUGAAUACCAACGAUGCUCCUCGGUAUUUUUCAACCAGGGUCACUGUACCGUAGGUGCACGUAACGUUUUUACGGAACCUCGGAUUUCACCUUUGGACGCGCUCGCUCGUUGCACCACAAUUGCAUUGUUGGGAAUCGCGAAAGUGUCACGAGACCGCCGAUCGCGAGUCGAAUUUAGUUCUAAGCGACGGCGAAAUAUAUAUAUAUAUAUCUAACGGGAAUAUAACGCCGCUCGAUCGCACGCGAAGGGCGAAAGGGUACGUGGAUUCACGAGCGCACGCUGGGUACUCAUUCGCGCGAACGAUAUAAGUGAAUACGUUAUAACAGUAAUAUAGACUCGAAUUAUUCGAUAUAGAAAAUAGACAAGGUCGCUCACUGCAAACUCA
Molecule: messenger RNA, 5495 nt
Organism: Temnothorax curvispinosus
Lineage: Eukaryota; Metazoa; Arthropoda; Insecta; Hymenoptera; Formicidae
Gene: Ephrin
Exons: 5
Coding region: 985-2223 (412 amino acids)
Biological process (GO): ephrin receptor signaling pathway; axon guidance
Cellular component (GO): plasma membrane
Molecular function (GO): ephrin receptor binding
Source: RefSeq, a predicted model, not a curated record